Sclerotinia sclerotiorum 1980 UF-70 is the source of this 306-nucleotide messenger RNA. RefSeq lists its product with no specific name. The record is from RefSeq and is a predicted model, not a curated record. NCBI's taxonomy places the organism in Eukaryota, Fungi, Ascomycota, Leotiomycetes, Helotiales, Sclerotiniaceae. The coding region runs from base 1 to 306 and encodes 101 amino acids. The transcript has 2 exons.
AUGUCUCAACAGCUAUUAAUCGUUUGUCCUCAAAAGUCGCCACAGGCUGUGCUGCUAAAACAAUCAUUCGACAGUUUUGCAAUGGUAGGUAUUACCAGGGGUAUGUUUACUAGUACCGAGAGUUAUUGUCGUCAAACCAUCCAAAAGUAUGAGCAUUUGCUCUACCCAUUUGCUGAAAGUUUCUCUCCAGAUGGCAAACUAGGUAAACUAUAUCCUGAUCACUUCUGUUUCGCACUCUUCCAAAUUCUUCACGCUCAUCGCGUCGACCUUGCUUUCAAACCCUCAUUUUCUUCCACGGACAUUUAA